This is a messenger RNA of Branchiostoma floridae (Florida lancelet), 3526 nucleotides long. RefSeq names its product homocysteine-responsive endoplasmic reticulum-resident ubiquitin-like domain member 2 protein. Gene Ontology annotation, molecular function: protein binding. Bases 458 to 1633 code for a protein of 391 amino acids. Gene Ontology annotation, biological process: endoplasmic reticulum unfolded protein response. Lineage: Eukaryota; Metazoa; Chordata; Leptocardii; Amphioxiformes; Branchiostomatidae. The record is from RefSeq and is a predicted model, not a curated record. The transcript has 8 exons.
UUCCUCUUGAUGACGUCAGCCAACAGCAGACACCACCACCCGGCCGUCCAUGUUUGCCACAUCAGACCGGAUCGUUCCAGAAAAAUCAAUUUUGCCUCAAAAUUACCGAAUCCAGACCAUUUUUCUCAGGCUAGGAUAGUCUAGAUAGAUGUCUAGGUUCUAACUAAGGAGGCAACUUUCUGUGAUUUCUCAGAAAAGGCGCGGAAUCAUCAGGUUUUCUUCGAGGAAGUCGUCCGGUCAGAAAUUAUGCAACUGAACUAUCGUGACAACUGACGAUCUCGUACGAGAGCAACCAAGACAACAACUUUCUCGGCUCGGGCGUUGCCGUUUCUGGAGGUUUUAAACCAGCGACAAGCCACCAGACACCUUCCUAGUAGUGUCUCUGGACUUCUCCUGCCUGAAAGUGGAGUCUGCGGACCAAAAGACGGCGGAAAAACCUACGGAAAGUGCGGACGACAUGGAUCUGGAAGGGUUGGACGGAUCGGUGACUCUGGUCAUUAAGGCACCGAACCAGAGAUAUCAUGACCAAACUGUGGAGUGUGUCCUCGGCUGGACGGUCAAAAAACUCAAGUCACAUCUGUCCGAGGUCUAUCCCAGCAAACCCACUGAGCAGCAACAACGGCUGAUCUAUUCAGGAAAACUCCUGGAGGACCACCACCUGCUGAAAGAUGUGCUUAGACAGUAUGAGGAGACAUCCACCCACACAGUACACCUGGUCUGUGCCCCUACGUCUUCAGAAAGCGCUUCCUACGAGCAGAUCUCAAGAACUGUUCCCACAGACAUGGUCCCACCUUCUAUGGCCCCUGGCGGCAUGAGUCAAGCAUCAGCACCUGAAGCAGGUGGCUUGAGACACAGGGGCACACCUGGAGCACCUGCUGCACCUGCCAGCCCUUACCACUCCCAUCAGGCUUAUUACAUGUACAGUAUGAUGCAACAGUACGGAGCAGGAGCACAGGUUCCCAUGACGACCACAGCUGGCUAUCCCAUCAACCCUCAGCAGGCCUACUGGAUGCAGAUGUACGGGCAGUACGCGCAGCACAUGGCAUACAUGCAGCUUGCUCAGCAAUACGGGGGAUUGCCGACAACCACCGCCGCACCAAUCGCCCCCCAAGUCCAGCAGCCCGUCGUGGCCAAUCAGAACAUUGCGCCCAACCAGCCGGCCAACCAGAGGCCGGAGAACGUGCGGAUGAACGCGCAGGGCGGGAUGGUGAUGGACGACGAUGACGACGAGGAGGGGAACCGUGAUUGGCUGGACUGGCUGUACACGCUGAGCCGGGCGGCCGUGCUGCUGAGCAUUGUGUACUUCUACUCUACCACCAGCAGAUUCGUGCUGCUGCUCGUGGGACUCACGGUCAUUUACUUGUUCCAGGCUGGCUGGUUUAGAGUUCGCAGGAGACAACCGCCGGCGCCGAGAGAGCCUGUCGUGGAGAACCCACCCAGGAACGAGGCAGAAAACCAGGACCAAGCUGAGGAGGAAAACGGCGAAGGCAGCGGUACGGAAGACGAGAGGGACAACCCGGCCGAACCACCGCCGAUCCAGCAACCAGGGAUGCUCCUGACGGCAUGGACCUUCCUUUCUACAUUCUUCACUUCCCUCAUUCCGCAGCAACCUCCCCCCGUAAAUCUCAACUGAGGACGCCAUCUUUUCUCCAGUGUUACAGUCAAGACAGUUUGCUGUUCAAACUGUGCAUGUUCAGCGAGGAGUAUUGUGGGUAAUAUGUCAAAGGUUAAGGCCCCUAACUUGUAAACAGUUCUUGUACAGACCAUGCUAACACACAUGCAGACGUUUUUUAUAUGUCUCAGGGGACUUUAAGUUUGACAUGUCACCCACCAUGUGCAUUCGCAGUAUCAAACUUGAACUUGUUUAGUCUUUUCUGCAUGUGACGUGAUAACUGCCAUGGUGUUUGGUCAAGCCUGGGAGUAGGUUACAAAUCUGCAAGUGUUAGGAUAAUGGCACUGGAUCAGAUGGCCUGUACUUAUCUCUUAAUUAUGGGACUGUGAUCAGAGUGAAACUCAUCUAAGAACAUUAAGGUUUAACCAUCCAAUAUGGCUGAAAGCAUGUCACGUGAGCACAAACACAACACAGUUGUUAACUUUGCGUGUAACAUACAUACAUGGUAUAAAUUCUUACAGUAAACUUGCUUGUAUGUGGUAGAUAGUUACAUACAUGUAUGGUCGCUCCUAUCACAUCCACAUAUUUCAAAGAAUCAGUAUGCCUUCUGCAACCUAACUGUGAAAGAAACUACAUGAAAAGUGAUCUUAAAAAGUUGUACAAAGUGUUAAAAAGAUGGACAAAAGCAACUGCCAGUAAGUCUGAUGACUGCUAGGACCUUUGUUUGAACGUGUUAAGCAUUCACAAGUCAGAAACCAGGAUGUCAUGUUUUGCUUUUGUAUAAUUACGUUUGGAGAGAGAGAAGAGAGAAUUACAUUUGGAAACAAAUUCCCACUCUAUAAUUUUUUGUUCUUCCAGUCACUAAGGAUUUUUUGCUAACUAAGAUUGUGGAAAUGAAAGUACAUAGGAAAGUACAAGUAUGUACCAUUCUCUGAAGUGCCUUACUAAAAAUUGUCAUUGAAAUGGAAGGUACUGAUAUUACAAUAGGUGGUGGUAAUGUGGUGGUUAAUCCAUAGGCUAGUGGUGGUGGAUACAAAGCGAAGGAAUCGUGGAGGUCGGUGCUAUGAUAUUUGUUUGCUUGAGUUAAAGAAGCAAUAAAGACAGUGCAAGGGAAAUUUUACUAGCUGUAUUAGGGUGCGUUUAAGCAUUUGCAAAAACAAGACAAUGUACACCCAGUAAGCAAGUUAUAAAAUAUCUUUGAAGUGUAAAAGAAAGGUGGAUGGAGGAGUCAAAACUUUGUACAGAACUACCAGAGCAUUAUUAUGAUUUAUGUAUACAUGUAUCUUAUAAUUUCAGAUAUUAAGUGUAUAGCACAUGUAUUAUUAUUGUAUAUUUGUAGAUAAUCAUAUGAUUUAUUUUGUUCCUUUCUGCUGUUGUUUUUGGCCAUGCAUCUAGCAGAUUAAUUUUUUUCCUUUUAAUUCCUUGCUUCAGUUUACUUGUUUCUUGGCCACAUUUUUUUUGGUCAUCCCACAGAGCUGAAAUAACAUGAAAAUUACCGUAAUACAGGUUACAGAAGCUUCAAGCUGGAAGAAAGUGAAAUAAAGAAUCAAUGAAAAUGUACCAUAAUAAUUGUACAAAGCAGCCAACAAUACAUUGUGACGGACAUCGCACAUGAAAUGUUUUAAUAUCUUGCCAUAAGUGUGUGCGAGAGAAGGUUUUGGAGUCGAAUAAAUUCAUUGACAGAACAAAAAUACUGUGUCGAACAUACCAAAGUGUCAUAUAAAGUGUAUUAAAUCAUAUGUAGGUGGGUUGGUCACCACUCGCAACUUUGUCACCAGCUUUUAGAUAUACUUGAAUUUUGGUACGUUGUAUUGAAGAAGUUGGUGGAAGUGGAAUACACAGUACAUUAUGCUAGUGGAAAUGCUAACAUCAACAUGGAAAUGUUGCUCUCUGAAAUAAACCUGAAAAGCUUUA